Apaloderma vittatum (bar-tailed trogon) is the source of this 687-nucleotide messenger RNA. Its product is annotated as chromosome transmission fidelity protein 18 homolog. The transcript is spliced from 5 exons. Lineage: Eukaryota; Metazoa; Chordata; Aves; Trogoniformes; Trogonidae. The annotation marks the transcript as partial. The record is from RefSeq and is a predicted model, not a curated record.
AUGUUCUCCAGCUCGGACUGCCUGGAAAUCAGCGGCAUGGCCCCGCUGCACACCACGCCGCCCACCGAGAAGAAGAAGCGAGUCCUCAAGCGACCGCCCGUCUUGGAAGACUACGUCAACGUGACAUCCACCGAAGGCACCAGGGUUUUCCUGGUGGUACGGGAUGAUCCCUCCAGGAUGGGAGUGGAGCUCGCCGAGUCCUUGGGGUGGAACGCGCGCCGGCCGCUGCGCUUGCUGGGGGUGCCUUUCACCUAUUUGAAGGAACAAGUAGAUGAAGAGCGUCGCAGGCGUGUUCUGGAGGCAUCGCAGCAGCUGACAGAGAUAAUAAGCAGUUGCCUCGAGAGCGAGACCGACACCAAGAACCCGGAGCCCCACGGCGAAGCGGAGCCGCUGGACGAGGAGGAAUGUGCGCUGCAUUGCCUCUGGGUGGACAAAUUCACCCCCCGGCGCUACAUGGAGUUGCUGAGUGAUGAUUACACAAACCGCUGCCUUCUGAAGUGGCUCAAGCUCUGGGACACGGUGGUGUUCGGGAAGGAGAAGGCUGUGAAGAAGGCCAAGCCCAGCGCUGAAACUCAUCCUCCAUUCAGGCACGCCAAGGAGCAGCAGAAUAAGUGGAAAACAAAGGUCCAGCUCACAGAGGAGAUUCUGGAGGCUGAGCUGGACCAGCACAAGAGACCCAAAUACAAG